Marasmius oreades (fairy-ring Marasmius) is the source of this 1914-nucleotide messenger RNA. RefSeq lists its product as uncharacterized. Gene Ontology annotation, biological process: carbohydrate metabolic process; glycosaminoglycan metabolic process. Gene Ontology annotation, molecular function: beta-N-acetylhexosaminidase activity. NCBI's taxonomy places the organism in Eukaryota, Fungi, Basidiomycota, Agaricomycetes, Agaricales, Marasmiaceae. The transcript is spliced from 7 exons. The record is from RefSeq and is a predicted model, not a curated record. The coding region runs from base 1 to 1722 and encodes 573 amino acids. Gene Ontology annotation, cellular component: membrane.
AUGACACGCGGCAUCCUGUUCUUGGUGGUAACCCUGGUAGUCAGUAGUGCGACUGCUCUAUGGCCUCAACCUCAGAGUAUAUCAACCGGCUCUAAAGCUCUCAAGAUAUCACCUUCCUUCCAUAUCACCCUCUCUGGAAUCAAAAACGCUCCUAAAGACCUUCUCGACGCGAUUUCGAAGACCAAAGACAAUAUCGCGAAUGAUAAACUCGAACGGCUCGUCGUUGGUCGUGGUGCUGUAGAUGCAGAAGCUGUUGCGAAAAGUGCCGAGUUGAAUGAGCUCGUGGUGUCUCUGGAGCACGAUGGCAAAGUUCGAAGUAUUUCAGAAGAAGCAGUCGAUGCGAUUGAGAACAGAGUUGAAGGAUAUAGCCUUACUGUUCCUGAAGAUGGGUCAGCGGCUACUCUCAAAGCGAAUUCAACACUUGGGCUAUAUCGAGGAUUGACGACGUUCCAGCAGCUAUGGUACUUCUGGGAUGGGAGGGUCUACUCCGUGGACGCACCUUUUCAAAUUCGAGACUCUCCCAAAUAUCCUUAUCGUGGACUUAUGCUCGACACCUCCCGGAACUACUUCCCGGCUGAAGAUAUCAAGCGUACUUUGGAUGCCAUGAGCUUGGUCAAGGUACGGACCAUAUGUUCAUCUCCUGUUCUCCCAUCCGUUCAUGUGUCCGUCCUAUUUCAGCUUAAUUCCUUCCACUGGCAUGUUGUCGACAGCCAGAGCUUCCCACUCCAAGUUCCGGGAUUCAUGGAAUUGUCCGAAAAAGGUGCCUACUCACCUUCCUCGGUGUACACUCCAGAAGUCGUGAAGGAUAUCGUUGCUUAUGCCGCCGCACGCGGUAUCGACGUGAUAGCCGAGAUCGACACUCCGGGACAUACCGCCGUCAUCGCCAAGGCCUUCCCCGAACACAUCGCCUGUAACGAAAAAACUCCAUGGACCACGUACGCCAACGAACCUCCCGCUGGCCAGCUCCGCCUUGCCUCUGACGCAACUGUCAAGUUCACUGCUAAUCUCAUUGAAGCUGCUUCUUCCUUGUUCCAAUCCAAGUUCUUCUCGACCGGGGGAGAUGAAGUGAAGCAAAGUUGUUACAGAGACGAUGAAGAGACUCAACAACAGCUUAAUGCGAGCGGGAAGACUGUGGAAACUGCGUUGAACGACUUUAUGAAGGCUACCCAUGAAGCGUUGCAUAAGAACGGGAAGACGGCUGUUGUAUGGCAAGAGAUGGUUUUGGAACAUAAGAUCGAGUUGAGGAACGAUACUGUGAUCUUCGUCUGGAUUUCUUCUACUGAUGUCAAGGCUGUCGCACAGGCAGGCUUCCGGCUCGUUCAUGCUGCAUCUGAUUACCUUUACCUCGACUGUGGUGCUGGCGAAUGGCUUGGGAACGACCCCACUGGAAAUAGUUGGUGUGAUCCUUUCAAGACGUGGCAAAGAUCAUACAUCUUCGAUCCAACUGCCAACUUGACCGAAUCUGAAUCUAAACUUGUCUUGGGCGGUCAACAGCUCCUCUGGACCGAACAAUCCGGUCCUCAAAAUUUGGAUUCUAUAGUAUGGCCUCGCGCAGCAUCAUCUGCAGAAGUAUUUUGGUCUGGUAUAGGAGGGAAUAUCAGUCAGGCGUUGCCGAGGUUGCAUGAGGUUGGGUAUAGGUUGAAUCAGAGAGGUGUGAAGGCUAUUAAUUUGCAGCCUUUGUGGUGCGCGUUGAGGCCUGGGGUUUGUGAUUUGACUGCUUAAGCGCUGGCCAAAACUUCAAUAUUUCAAUAGUUAAGGCCCCCAUAAUAGCCGUGAGAAACGGGCCUUCGAGGCCAUCUACGGUUCCUAGGUAACCCGAACUACAUCCCUACCUUCCCCUACUAGAGCCUGUCCCCAUACCAUUUUCUAUCAUGGGUAGGAGAUACACAAGAUAUACAACAAGAUGCAGCAAUA